Pollicipes pollicipes is the source of this 1609-nucleotide messenger RNA. Its product is annotated as 1-acylglycerol-3-phosphate O-acyltransferase Pnpla3. Gene Ontology annotation, molecular function: triacylglycerol lipase activity. The annotation marks the transcript as partial. Gene Ontology annotation, cellular component: membrane; lipid droplet; cytoplasm. Lineage: Eukaryota; Metazoa; Arthropoda; Thecostraca; Pollicipedomorpha; Pollicipedidae. Gene Ontology annotation, biological process: triglyceride catabolic process; lipid homeostasis. The transcript is spliced from 11 exons. The record is from RefSeq and is a predicted model, not a curated record.
GGCCGACAAGCUGAGCCAGAUGAACCUGAGCUUCGCCGGCUGCGGCUUCCUCGGCGUCUACCACAUCGGCGUGGCGGCCUGCAUGCGCCGCUACUGCCCGGAGCUGCUGAUGAACCGGAUCGCCGGGGCCUCGGCCGGCGCCAUCGCCGCCGCGGCGCUCAUCUGCCAGACGAGCCUCAGUGAGAUCAUGUCUGACCUGGUGAACGUGGCCCGGGUCAUCCAGGCGCACAUGGGCGGCCCGUUCAGUCCAUUCGUCUCCGUGCCGGCGAUGCUGCACGCUGGACUGCAGAAGAACCUGCCGGACAACGCGCACGUCCUGUGCUCAGGACGUUUGCACGUCUCGGUCACCCGCCUGGAGGACGGCCAGAACUGCAUCCUCUCCCACUUCGAGUCCAAGGAGGAGCUGAUUUCGGCGCUGAUGUGCACGGCGUUCAUCCCGGCCUUCUCCGGCUGGCGGCCGCCGCGUUUCGCUGGCAAACGCUACAUGGACGGCUGCUACAGCAACAACCUGCCGACGCUGGACGACCGCACCAUCACCGUCAGCCCGUUCUGCGGAGAGGCCGACAUCUGUCCCCGUGACCGUUCGCUCAGUCUGACUGUGAUCGACGCGGCCAACACACGGGUGGAGAUGACGCCCGAGAACCUGCUGCGCGUCUUCAUGAUCAUGUACCCGCCCUCGCCGGAGACGCUGUCCGACCUCGCCAACCAGGGGUUCAAUGACGGCAUCCGGUUCCUGAUGCGUCACGAUCUGAUGAAGUGCCAGAUGUGCGUGCUGACCACGGAGAUCGUGGGCCGCGCCUACUCCAGCUGCGGCCGGCUCAUCCAGCACGUACACUGCGACGACUGCUGCACCAAACAGCAGGAGGCCAUGGUGGCCAGGCUGCCGGACUCUGUGCACGAGCCGCUGUACCAGAACAUCCUCAGCUCGCGCCGGCUCUUCCGGAACUGGGUGCUCGACUUCCCGGGCGUGCGGCAUCUGCUGGUGCUGGCUCUGCCCUGGACGCUGCCCUGGACCAUCGUGCGCAGCAUCUACCGCAGACUGGUGGCCCGGGUGCCGCAGCUGAGCAACCUGAUGGAGUCGCUGACCAGCGAGGUGAUCCGCGCUGUCCACAACGGCUUCAGCGCCCACCUGCCCAAGUCCCAGCAGGUGCACGCGCGCUACACCUGCCGCGUCAACGUCACGGAGUACGGCGAAUCGGCUGGCGUGGAGGACGGCCAGGCGGGGCCGACGGAGCCCGAGACGGAGCCUUACAUCCCCGGCAUCGUGCGCCGCUUCGACCGCCAGUUCCAGGUCGACUUCACCAACAAGGGCUGCGGAACGACUAUGGUGCGGACCACCAGCGACGCCGAACGGCUGGAGACGGAAGUUAUGGCUGCCGGCACGUCACGAGAUGGCGGGCCCGGUGUCGAGGUGCUGGACGUCAACUUGCCAGAGGCCGCCGUCGGCCCGUUCGACCGUGAGGUGUUGCGCAUGGCGCUGGAAGCUCAGGGCGACUCCGACUGCGGUGUCAGCUGGUACUACACCGACAAGGAUGGCAAUGUGCGCGUGCGCCAUGUGUCGGCCGUGCCGACGCCGGUGGCCACGCCGUGCGCCUCGCGGCGUCCGAGC